Messenger RNA from Medioppia subpectinata, 1215 nucleotides. The record is from the annotation of a GenBank genome assembly. NCBI's taxonomy places the organism in Eukaryota, Metazoa, Arthropoda, Arachnida, Sarcoptiformes, Oppiidae.
AUGAGAUUGAAAUUGUAUAACGAGUUGACGGAUGUCUUGCCAUACAAUCACUUGCAGGAGAUGUUAGCACAAGAACCCAAUCCUCAGCUCCGGCAAGACAUCGCCCAACUGUUGGCCACAAUCUCGUGUUUCAAUGCUCGUGUCUCAACUCGCAAAUACUUCAGCGAUGAGUCCAAGUCUUAUAUAGCGGCCAGUUAUGUGAAGUACUUGGAGAGUGCCGGCGCCCGAGUGAUCCCUGUUAUGAUUGACCAAAACGACGAUUAUUACCGCAAAAUCAUUAAUAUAACGAACGGACUGUUGAUUCCGGGCGGCGGACAGGAUCUGCAGACGUCGGGCUACGCAAAGGCGGGGCGACUGUUGUGGCGGUUGACUAAAGAGGAAUUCAAAGACAAACAUUACCCCAUUUGGGGCACAUGUCUGGGCUUUGAACUGAUCGCACAGUUUUACGCCAACGACACUCUCACUGAUUGCGAUGCUAUGGAUAGGGCCGACAAAAUUGACUUUUUUCCCACCGAUUUGUCUAAGACUAGACUCGUUGGAUCAGCUCCUAAAGAAAUCAUUAAUUCCAUGAAAGACGAGGCAAUCGCUUACAACUAUCACAAAAAGUGUGUCACUUUAGACACAUUCAACAGCAAACCCGAUCUGAAGAGCAAUUUCACAAUAUUGUCGACAAACACCGACAGGAAUGGUGUGGUGUAUGUGUCGAUGAUUGAGUCGGUGGACCCGAACCGUCCCAUAUAUGGCUGUGUCACUUUAGACACAUUCAACAGCAAACCCGAUCUGAAGAGCAAUUUCACAAUAUUGUCGACAAACACCGACAGGAAUGGUGUGGUGUAUGUGUCGAUGAUUGAGUCGGUGGACCCGAACCGUCCCAUAUAUCGCGUCCAAUGGCAUCCCGAGAAGAACCAGUUUGAGUUCGCCUACAAUCCGAUGCACCAGAAUAUUCCUCACGAGCCCAACGCCAUUAAAGUGAGCCAAUAUAUGGCCAACUUCUUUGUGAAUGAGUGCCGCAAAUCUAUAAGACCUGUGAUUAACGCCAAAGAGGAGUCAGAGCUACUCAUCUAUAACUACCAGCCCUUAUAUACCGGCGCUAAGACUAACUACUCGUACGAACAGAUAUAUCUGUUUAAUUCAAUGCCCGCUAAACACAAACCCAAUCACUGGUCGGUAUUAAUUGCGAUUACGCUUAUCAUUGCUAUUGUUGUAUUCAAUUAA